AUGCUCGUUGAUGGAGGCUCAAUCACCCAAUUCGCCUGGUUCAGCGACAACUCCCCACCGAAUUGGCCAGGCUUGUGUCGGGGCUGUGAGAAGACCGGACUAGUUUGUGAAGUUUCUGCUACACUCAGGAGACAAACGAAAGUGCGAGGAUUCACCUCGAAUGAACAACGACUAGAGCAGCUUCAGGCCGAGUUGGCAAGAUGCCAACAAAAGCUCAAGGCAGAACAAGAUCGAAGCUCGACUCUUCUACAGAAGUUAUCACGUCAAGAACAGCUCAGGCUUCCACUUGAGCCAGAAACAAGCGCAAGCUUAGUCGAGCCUUCAGUGCCGGUUCCGGCCGAGAGACGUCUUGCUGACGACCCAACAUAUGUUAUCAAGCAUAUGGGUCGAUUGGUUCAUGAUGAAAAAGGCGUCGGUCGAUUUGCGGGCUCAACCACUGGUGUUCAUAUUGUUUUGACUGUUGAGCAAGAAUGUCAAAAAGCACUCAAUCUUUCAGGCGUGUUUGCGGAAAGCUGCUUCCGCCUUUUUUUGGCUGAACCCUCUCCCAAUAGAGAAUUUUCUCUAGCGACAGUCUCUUCGGAUGAUCACGAAAUGAUCAGACAGUGUCUAGCUUAUCCGUCAACAUAUUACUGUCAGCAAGCAGAUGCCUUCAUCCAGAAAUGGGAAGCAUUCUGUCCCGUCCUUGUGAGAAAUCAACUCAUGGCAGAUAUACGGGAUUUGAUGAACACAAUACAUAAUCCAAGUGGUCACGAUGCCAUUGAUUACUCCGCUACAUUGACAUUGCUUAUGAUCUUGAACAUCGAUGAAUCUGUUGCCGAUGCCACACGUCAACUUCAUGAACGGAGUCCAGAUUUUCUCCAGAGACUUUAUUUGGCCGAUAGCUUGAUUGAUAAGGUUGUUGGUCAAGGAAAUCUCAAGGCUCUGCAGGCUUUAUCGCUUUUUGCGCUUUACAAUCAACUAAGUGGUCACUGUCUUACUCUCACAACCCUCAACGGCACGAUCGUCAGCCUUGCUCAAUCUUUGGGCCUCCAUAGACAUGCAAGGCGAUUCAAAAUGGGGAUUGGUGAAAUCGAGCUUCGGAAACGCUUGUGGUGGUGGGUCUACGUGUUCGACAGAUUUACUUCUAUUCUUCACGGACUACCUCCCCUUAUCAAUGACGUCGAUGUUGAUAACGACCUACCCAUUGACUGUCAUCUACAUGACUUAGAGGCUACGGAGCUUUCUCAUCCCUUGCCCGGGGAAAGAACCGCUGUAUUUGUGUUUCUGCAAUACGUGAGCCUCGGUAGAAAGCUCUCAAGAAUCCUUGAUCUUCUAUAUACAACGACACAGCGACGUGAUGGCGCAAGAAAAAUCACGGACUUAGACCGUGACCUUCGAGUGUGGAAUCAAAAUCUCAAAGCAAAUGGUAUUAUUUUUGACAUUGGGAAUACUGGCCUGCAGCAUUCAUCCGGUGGUACCAACCAUUCCUAUGAGAGCACGACUAUAUGGCUCCAACUCAUGGCAAAUAUAACCAUGACUUUAAUACAUCGCCCUGGCCUUUCAUUCGACGAUACAACACCAGAGUUUGGCAAUUGUCUCAGGGCAUGUCUUGAUUCGGGCAGUGUCGUUUUGUCCUUGGUUGAAACAUCCAACAUCCCAAAGUGGCUCCGAAAUCUGAGUCUGGUCGGACCUGCUGCAAUCUUUCAAUCUGCCCUCGUUCACAUCUAUUCUCAACUCAAAUAUCGCACGUUCAAGCCAGAUGGUUUGCCAGCGCUUGAUACUAGCAUGGGCAUGAUUUCGAAAGGAAUCUCCAUCUUGACAAUGGAGAGUUCUCGAGCCACUCAAGCUCAGGGAGGCUUCUACUCUGAAUCUCUCAAUGAGGUAAUUAAAGCUUUGCGAACAUUACUUUCCUCACUUCCAGUUGCGCAAGGGUUAUCGGAGACUCCUCAUGUGGUGAAUGAUGGCGUUCCCAUCAGUGAUGUGGCCGACACUUUUGACGAGCAAAACUGGAGUGGCAACGCAUUAGACGCUUUGAACUAUAUGACGGCUUCUGACUGGAUGGGUGAUCCAUCUGGCCCAUUCAUGGGGUUCAUGGAUUUGGGCGGGUCAUAA
Molecule: messenger RNA, 2091 nt
Organism: Penicillium samsonianum
Lineage: Eukaryota; Fungi; Ascomycota; Eurotiomycetes; Eurotiales; Aspergillaceae
Exons: 4
Coding region: 1-2091 (696 amino acids)
Biological process (GO): DNA-templated transcription
Molecular function (GO): DNA binding; zinc ion binding
Source: RefSeq, a predicted model, not a curated record